Oncorhynchus gorbuscha (pink salmon) is the source of this 864-nucleotide messenger RNA. Its product is annotated as early nodulin-75-like. Lineage: Eukaryota; Metazoa; Chordata; Actinopteri; Salmoniformes; Salmonidae. The record is from RefSeq and is a predicted model, not a curated record. The transcript has 2 exons. The coding region runs from base 1 to 864 and encodes 287 amino acids.
AUGGACGACAAACCCCUGAUUCAGAUCCCCCAUCAGGACAAACCCCUGAUUCAGAUCCCCCAUCAGGACAAACCCCUGAUUCAGAUCCCCCAUCAGGACAAACCCCUGAUUCAGAUCCCCCAUCAGGACAAACCCCUGAUUCAGAUCCCCCAUCAGGACAAACCCCUGAUUCAGAUCCCCCAUCAGGACAAACUCCUGAUUCAGAUCCCCCAUCAGGACAAACUCCUGAUUCAGAUCCCCCAUCAGGACAAACCCCUGAUUCAGAUCCCCCAUCAGGACAAACCCCUGAUUCAGAUCCCCCAUCAGGACAAACCCCAAACCCCUGAUUCAGAUCCCCCAUCAGGACAAACCCCUGAUUCAGAUCCCCCAUCAGGACAAACCCUGAUUCAGAUCCCCCAUCAGGACAAACUCCUGAUUCAGAUCCCCCAUCAGGACAAACCCCUGAUUCAGAUCCCCCAUCAGGACAAACCCCUGAUUCAGAUCCCCCAUCAGGACAAACUCCUGAUUCAGAUCCCCCAUCAGGACAAACCCCUGAUUCAGAUCCCCCAUCAGGACAAACUCCUGAUUCAGAUUCCCCAUCAGGACAAACUCCUGAUUCAGAUCCCCCAUCAGGACAAACCCCUGAUUCAGAUCCCCCAUCAGGACAAACUCCUGAUUCAGAUUCCCCAUCAGGACAAACUCCUGAUUCAGAUCCCCCAUCAGGACAAACCCCUGAUUCAGAUCCCCCAUCAGGACAAACUCCUGAUUCAGAUCCCCCAUCAGGACAAACCCCUGAUUCAGAUCCCCCAUCAGGACAAACCCCUGAUUCAGAUACCCCAUCAGGACAAACUACUGAAUCAUACCCCCAUCAGGACAAACCCCUGA